AUGAAGAGGCUCACCAUCGCUCGUCGCCCCUUUACUUUUGCUGGGGCCACUCCCCUUUACCGCUCGGCGGCUCCUCUGUCGUCCCAGCAGCGCUUCCUCAAAGACAUUGCCUCCAAUUCGGCCAAUGAAGCGCCCCCGAACACGGAUGCCGCUCAGGUCCGCCUCCACAUGGCGAUCAAGGGCAAUGCCGACGAGGUCUCCGAGGAGAGGCGCAAGAGCAUCUCGGCCGUUAUGGGCACCCCCGUCGAGCACCUCAAGCGCCGUGUGCGCAUCUACAUCCCGGCCCGGUGCACAAUGCAGUCGGGCGUCCAUUCCGCCACGUUUUGGAAGAUUUCGUAUCCCGAGGAAGAGAAGAACCAUUGGGCCAACCCGCUCAUGGGCUGGACCGCGACCAAGGACCCCGUCUCCAAUCUCCACGUCAAAUUCGACACCAAGGAAGCCGCCGUCGCCUUCUGCAAGCAGCACGGACUGGACUACGAGAUCGAGGACAGCACGACCCCGUACGAGAACAUCACGCCCAACAAGGACUACGCCGACAACUUCAAGUUCAAGGUCGAGCGCAGCCUCGAGCCCGACAUCUACUGA
This is a messenger RNA of Acanthamoeba castellanii str. Neff, 585 nucleotides long. Its product is annotated as NADHubiquinone oxidoreductase, putative. NCBI's taxonomy places the organism in Eukaryota, Discosea, Longamoebia, Acanthamoebidae. The transcript is spliced from 2 exons. Gene Ontology annotation, biological process: electron transport chain. The record is from RefSeq and is a predicted model, not a curated record. The coding region runs from base 1 to 585 and encodes 194 amino acids.